Messenger RNA from Heterocephalus glaber (naked mole-rat), 4313 nucleotides. NCBI's taxonomy places the organism in Eukaryota, Metazoa, Chordata, Mammalia, Rodentia, Bathyergidae. The record is from RefSeq and is a predicted model, not a curated record.
CCCUGGCAUAAGCUACAUGCCCACCUCUCUGGGCCACAAUCUGUUGACACAGUCUGUUGAAUGGAGUUUUGUGUCAAGUGCAAGAAAGAAUGCUGAUGGGAGGGCAAAGGCUUCCCCACUCCCCCAUUCCUGCUUGAGAAAUCCCAUGUCUCUUCAUCUGUCCACUGGAGGGAGUUGGAAAUAGACAAUGGCAUCAGUUUCUGAGUUGAGCUGCCCCAAGAGACUCUUACCCUGAUCAUGGUGAGCAGUAUUGUGUGCCCUUCAAGGGCAUCAACCUUGUCAUGCAUUUGCUGUGCUACCUGGGACCUGGGAGCUUAGGUGCCACCCUGUGGGCAGAAGUCAGAGAACACUCGGGUCCCCUAGUCAGAGCAAAACUGGCUUCUGAUGGGACAACUAAGGCUCUUGCAUGGCCUUGGUCCAUGAUGGUCCAGGAGUUGGACAACAAAGCUGUUGUCAGCUCUACCAGUAAGUUUGCCUGGGGAAGAGGUUUCCACCCUCUCUCAGCUAGGGAAUGAAUGUGCUGCUUCUGGCAUCAUAACGCUUUUCACCUUAUUCUUUCCAGCCCCAGACUACCCCUCUGACGUUCUUAAGAGAACUGACUUUGUCAGGGGCAGUGGGGAGAGGGUGGGAUCAGGGAGGUCUGGUGUUUAUCUGCUCCUACCUCUAGUAGGGGCAGACUGUCAGAAUGGGGAAACAAGAUAGCACAUUUCUGGUGAAUUGGUCAUGGGGAGCAGAGACGGGGAGUAGUAGCUAAGAGAGGCAUGGGGCAGUAGGGAGGAAGGCCCGGAAAGCCCUGGGCAAACACUGACUGGGCUGUACAUCCCUCCUUGUGUUGGCCCAGGGUGGGAGCUCCUGUGCCACCCCACCCCCAACACACAACACACACUGAUUUCCUCUCCGGAUAAGCCUGGCUCCCUCUCUUUAUAGUGGACUUCCCCUGCCCCCAAGAUCAGUUUGGAGGCGUAUUUAACUAUCUCCACAGUAACGACUCUGGCUGCACAUAUCUUGGGCCAGGGCCUGAGUCCACCUGUUGCCUGCUGGCCCAGCUGGGACAGAGGGAGGGAGGCAGACACUCUGCUGCUCAACACCUUUGAUGUUUUUGCCCACCUGACUCAUGAGAACUGCACAGUCUGUACCCAGUGACCCCCAUCAAAGGAAGGCACAUGUCAGUGUCACAGUAGCUGGGGGGUCACUGGAGUGGAGAGGUCAAGAGUCUUUGGCAGAAGAGAUGGAGCCCGGGUUCCUCAGCUCACCAGCUGCGUGACCUUGCAGCCAUCACCUGAGCCUCUGCGGGAUAAUUGCCCCAGCUCUACUUCACAGGCUGUGCAGAAUGAAUGAGAGUGGAUUCGAAGCACCUGGGACUAGGCCAGACACUGAGAGGCCUCCACAAAUGUCAACUGCCUUCACCUUUGAGCGGAGGCACACGCUGUACCCCUGGCCAGGAUGCCCUUCCCAUUUCCUCUGUUUAUGCCAGUCCCUUUCAGACUGUCUUUCAGAUUGUCCCUACAGAUGCCUUUGGGAGCCCCUCCCUUCUGCACCCUGGCUGAUCUCUAGCCUGGGAACUCCAGUGGCUUCUGCCUUUGCCCUGGCAUUCACAGCACCACCCGGUGAUCCAGUUAAUUAUGGCUUUUCCUCCUCCCCAUGAGAACCCCCUGAGGGCAGCCAGCCUUGGCCCCAGGCGUCCUUCUGGACAUCCAGCAGCACUUUGGGGUCAAGGACCGAGGUGCCGGCUUGCUGCAGUCAGUCUUCAUCUGCAGCUUCAUGGUGGCUGCCCCCAUCUUCGGCUACCUGGGGGACCGCUUCAACAGGAAGGUGAUCCUCAGCUGUGGCAUCUUCUUCUGGUCGGCAGUCACCUUCUCCAGCUCCUUCAUCCCCCAGCAGUACUUCUGGCUCCUGGUCUUGUCCCGGGGUCUAGUGGGUAUCGGCGAGGCCAGCUACUCCACCAUCGCGCCCACCAUCAUUGGCGACCUCUUCACCAAGAACACACGCACGCUCAUGCUGUCUGUCUUCUACUUUGCCAUCCCGCUGGGCAGUGGCCUGGGCUACAUCACUGGCUCCAGUGUGAAGCAGGCUGCUGGAGACUGGCACUGGGCCCUUCGGGUGUCCCCUGUCUUGGGCAUGAUCACAGGAACGCUCAUCCUCAUCCUGGUCCCAGCCACUAAGAGAGGCCAUGCUGACCAACUCGGGGGGCAGCUCAAGGCACGGAGCUCGUGGCUCCGAGACAUGAAGGCCCUGAUCCGAAACCGCAGCUAUGUCUUCUCCUCCCUGGCCACGUCGGCUGUGUCCUUCGCCACAGGGGCCCUGGGCAUGUGGAUCCCACUCUACCUGCACCGUGCCCAAGUUGUACAGAAGACGGCGGAGACCUGCAAUAGCCCGCCCUGUGGGGCCAAGGAUAGCCUCAUCUUUGGGGCUAUCACCUGCUUCACGGGCUUUCUGGGUGUGGUCACGGGCGCAGGCGCUACACGCUGGUGCCGCCUGCGGACCCAGAGGGCUGACCCACUGGUGUGUGCUGUGGGCAUGCUGGGCUCUGCCAUCUUCAUCUGCCUCAUCUUCGUAGCGGCCAAGAGCAGCAUCAUGGGCGCCUAUAUCUGUAUCUUUGUCGGGGAGACACUGCUGUUUUCUAACUGGGCCAUCACUGCGGACAUCCUCAUGUACGUGGUCAUCCCCACCCGACGGGCCACCGCUGUGGCCUUGCAGAGCUUCACCUCCCACCUGCUGGGUGACGCAGGGAGCCCCUACCUCAUCGGCUUUGGUGAAUCAGCUGGUGUUGCCGCCCCCAUCCAUGAAGGUCUGAGGCGGUACCACUGGGACAGUGAAGAACCCUUGCUCUCACCUAAUCUGGGAAGCGUCCUACAGCAUCCCAGAACAGCAGAGCUGUCCCAGAGCUUCCUGUGUGACCCACACCUGGGCACUCACCCUCUCUGGUCCAGGACUGCUGAGUGGACCUGGCUCCAAGAAGCCACAUCCUCUGUUACCCUGGAACGCUGUGUGUGUUGGGGCCACCAGGUUGGACAGAUUCUCAGCCCUGGGUUUGGACUGCAGGGCCCCUGGGCCCCAGGGAGAAGGCACCCCCAGGUAGAUCUAUCAGGAGACCUUGGCCUGCCACAGGCUUAUGUGAUCUUGGGCAAGAUCCUGCCCGCCCUAGGUGGUGAGGCCAGGGAGCUGGACUUUCCCACGCAGUGUGUUGGGCAAGACACUACCUACAGCUUUGAAGACCCAGUAGAUCCUGGACUAUACAGAGAAGAGGUGGUCCCGGCCACAGGGCUACAAUUCAGGUUCUGAGGCUCUUGAAAGCUCAGGGACCACUGCCCCUUAGCUGGGCUUCUGACUUUAGGGUCACUGGAUUCAGGCUGGCACAUGGAAUGGGACACUUGUCACAGGGUGCUUCCUGGCCUGCUGGUCACUCUGGAGGACACGUCUCUGCACCUGGAGAUUUCCCAGGUUGGGAACACCCCUCCACAGGGAGCUGGCAUCACCAGGGGUGAAGGCCCUGGUGGCAGCCACACACCGCCCGCGCCCCAGGUUUGAGAUGCUGGGAACCACCCACCAGUCCACCUCUGCUGACCUCCCAGAAGCCUGGAGCCCACUCCCUUCCUCAGGAUGGGCUGAGCCUUUUCCAAGGGCAGGACCCAGGGAACCAUACCCAGAAUUCAGGGGGCAGUAGCCUGGGCUGAAGCUGCUGGAGGAAGCAGCUAUCCCCUGAGCUUCCUGGUCUAGGGGAUGAACUUGAUGGAGGGAGGCUGGUCCCCUGGCCACCAGCUGCUGUGGCUCUCACAGACACACUUCCACAGUGACUCUCUCAGCUGAUUCCGGGAGGGCUGAGCCUUCUCCCCAGCCUUUUUGAUCACCCUGCUAUCCGCACCCCCACUCCCUACAACCACCCACCAGGGUACAGUUGUCACCUGCACAGCAGGCCCUCAGAGGAGCUUGUACCCUCCGCCCCACACUCCCUGCACAUAGAUGCUGAGAGCCAGCUGGACACUGCUCCCCUUGCUUAGUUACUGGCUGGCUGUGGCUUCAGUGGUGUGUUAGCUAGUGGAAUACCACUCUUCCAAGCUCUGGGGCACCCUAGGGGGUGGACAAAGGGGUGGUACCCCACGAAGACCAGCCUGGCCUCCACCCAACCUCACCUGGGGCCCCAGCAAUGUUUUCUUGUUGUACAAGAACUAGGUCCAAAUGUUGCCUCCUCUUCCUUCCGGAAGCCAAACUGCUCCUUUAUUUUUUAGAGCUGCUGAUUGUGAAUCUCAGAAUCUUAAGAGAGAAGCCAAAUAUAUUCCUCUUGUAAAUGAAGAAAUAAACCUAUUUAAAUCAUG